GCGCCAGUAUGCGUGCACUGCUGCACAUGAAUACAUCGGAUUUGAUGGAAUUUAGUUGCUGUGAUGGCGCUGGUACACUCGGUACCGGUUAACAAAUCUCAAACAAAUUCAUGAUUAAAAAUAAAGAUAAAGAGAUCGGAGUCUGUGUAAUUUCGGAAGUUUAAGACGAAUUCAACAUAAUCAAAAUGACGACGUCUUCAGAAGACGUGUUAAUGCAAGUAGGCCAAGUUCGCUACAAAAAGGGUGACGGUACUUUGUUCAUAAUGAACGAGAGAAUAGCCUGGAUGCUUGACAACAAACACACGUUUUCCGUAAGUCACAAGUACACAGACAUCAAAUCACAAAAAAUUUCACCCGAAGGCAAGAUCAAAAUUCAACUACAAGUAGUUCUUCAUGAUGGCCAAUCAUCAACAUUUCAUUUUAUCAAUACAAAAGGAAUAGAGGCUCAAAUUCAAGACAGGGAUCAAGUCAAAGAUAUGUUGCAACAGCUUUUGCCUAAGUUCAAGAGAGAAAUCGAUGAGCAGCUACAAGAAAAGAAAAGAAUAUUGUUGGAAAAUCCAGAACUUCAGCAACUGUAUCGUGAUUUGGUUAUACCUAAAAUUGUUACAUCUGAAGAAUUCUGGGAACAACAUGCUACACAAUAUACACACGCUAAAAUGGUCCCUCGUCAAGAUAUAGGAGUCAACAGUGCCUUCCUCACUGGUAUAAAACCUCAAGCAGAUGGCUGUAAUGGACUAAAAUAUAAUUUGUCAAGUGACAUAAUAGAAUCGAUAUUCAAAACAUAUUCCGCAGUGAAAAAGAAACAUACUGAGUAUGUACCUGCCAAGAUGUCAGAUGCAGAGUUUUGGGCUAAAUUUUGCCAGUCCCACUACUGUCAUAGAGAUCGUAUUAACCUAGGGACCAAAGAUAUUUUCACUGAAUGUGCCAAAAUCGAUGAACAGGAAAUGAAAAAAGACAUUCAAGCUGGUAUCGAUGACCCAUUAGUGGAUAUUAAUAGCUUCGACGAUGUUAAUAUGGAAGAGCUGUUUGAUAUUGGUAUUGGAAAAUCUGACAAAACCUCUGGCAAUAAUAUCCAUCAAAAUAUGAUCAAAAGGUUCAACCAGCACAGUAUAAUGGUAAUGAAAGCUAAUGCUACCAACAAAGAAUCUGCAUCGAAAGAGCAGCCUCAAACAAAUGGUUCAACAAAUAAAAGUUUAGUAAACAAUCAAACCUCGAUUGGUCCACCCACUGCAAAAAAACAACGUGUAAAAGAAAAGAUCAUACUUGAGGAUCUUGACACCAAAAGUGAUGUACAAAUAAACACUGAUCCACCUCUAGUAUUAACCCAGGUAGAUAGGUACUUGCAUGGGCCGGUCCCAAAUGCAGAAAAUAAUCAUGAUACUAAUAUAGAACAAGUGAAAACUGUCGCUGUUGAAUUAAUGAGAGAAGUUAAGAAAUGGGCCAAUGCUUCAUAUUUACCACGGCAGCCUUCUAAUCUACUGGUCAGUACUGAUGCAGCUUUAUUUGCCUUGGGAGAACUGAGUCCAGGAGGAGCACUGAUGAAAGGGUUCCGGAGAGACAGUCUGGGUCAAGCAGUCCCCAAGGAUGUUGAAAGGGAACUUGCCAGUGUGUAUGUGAGUACGUGUGAAUUGUUGAAGCAUUUUUGGCGAUGUUUCCCACCGACGACACCGCAACUUGAAGAAAAAGUUACGAGAAUGCACGCAGCAUUGCGCAACUUUCAUACUGUUAAACUAACACCAUUUGAGGAUCGCUUGCAACGAGAUUAUUCCGCUGUUAGUCAGCAUAUCACAAGCCAUCUUAAUCAAUUACUCGAUGCUGCCUAUAGAAGAUUUGCCCUUUGGCAACAACGACGAGGUGGGCAAUUGAGAUAGCCUGCAGAGUCAACUGGAUUGUGUUCAAACUAUGUCGCUUAAUAUUUAUACUUGGCACUUUUAUACUUUAUUACUUUCGAUCGUUUGAACAAGUUGACAAACAAUCGUUAUUAUUUAUAAAAAAAGACUUGUGAUGUUAAAUGUCAAUCUUCAGUCGAAAAUAACGAAAGAAAUGUAUAAUUUUGCAAAAAAAAAUUUACAUGGAUAAAUUUAAUGUUUGAUAGACAUCGUUAAAAGUUCAUUACUUUUUCAACUUCAUUAGUUCCUUCUUCUGAGAAAUGUAUAAAUGUAAAAAUGAUGUUUCUAUUCUGGAAAUUUUUUAAGUGCCCAGAUGAAACUGUAUUAAAUACGAAAACUAUUUAAAUUAAAUAA
Molecule: messenger RNA, 2243 nt
Organism: Phymastichus coffea
Lineage: Eukaryota; Metazoa; Arthropoda; Insecta; Hymenoptera; Eulophidae
Gene: Tfb1
Product: general transcription factor IIH subunit 1
Exons: 7
Coding region: 186-1871 (561 amino acids)
Biological process (GO): nucleotide-excision repair; transcription by RNA polymerase II; transcription by RNA polymerase I
Cellular component (GO): transcription factor TFIIH core complex; transcription factor TFIIH holo complex
Source: RefSeq, a predicted model, not a curated record